CAUUUGAACUGUACACAAUAUGAAGCCGCAAACUCUCUGUUUAUCUGUCCUCAUAGUGUCUUUUCUUCUUAUCGCUGACAUCCCAAGAGUCCUCGGAGUGAGUUUAAAUUACGAGUGGUUAGGUCUUGCAGAAAAUGUACUAUUGGAUUUGAUAAGAAGUAUAAUUAAUUCCAUUAACUAUAUUCUGCAAGGACGUCUCACACCUCAGAUGAUUGAAGAGAAGAUUGACGUAAGCAAUCUACCAGGGAAAGAUGGUAGCCAAAGUAGAGAAAGUAAUUCGCAGGAAACCGGUACCACCGACGAAAAUAAAGAGACGGAUAACUCGGCAGAGAAGAAUGGAAGCGAAAGUGGAAGUAAGACCGAUGAGGAUAAGGAUACGGAUAACUCGGCAGAGAAGAGUGGAAGCGAAAGAGGAGGUAACACCGAUGAAGAUAAGAAUACGGAUAACUCGGCAGAGAAGAAUGGAAGCGAAAGAGGAGGUAACACCGAUGAAGCUAAGAAUACGGAUAACUCGGUAGAGAAGAAUGGAAGCGAAAGUGGAGGUAAUACCGAUGAAGAUAAGUAUACGGAUAACUCGGCAGAGAAGAAUACAAGUGAAGGUGGAGAUAAUUCGCGGGACACAAAAGAAUCAUCAGAAAAUCGUUUGUCAACAGUAAUAAAUUUGGAGAAUUUUUUGAAAUCUCUUACAAAGAACUUAAAGGGAUGCAAGUUAAAACAGUCGAAAAACAAAAACAAAUCGAAUACAGAGAUAGUAUGCCGUUGGUAAUAUACAUUUUUUAUUUCACACAAAUAUUGUAAGUCUAUUGAAAGUGUGAGAGCAGAGUGAAUAAAAAUAAUUGAAG
Messenger RNA from Bactrocera neohumeralis, 842 nucleotides. Its product is annotated as probable elastin-binding protein EbpS. Bases 20 to 766 code for a protein of 248 amino acids. The record is from RefSeq and is a predicted model, not a curated record. The transcript has 2 exons. Lineage: Eukaryota; Metazoa; Arthropoda; Insecta; Diptera; Tephritidae.